Anarrhichthys ocellatus (wolf-eel) is the source of this 1301-nucleotide messenger RNA. RefSeq names its product exosome component 7 (gene exosc7). The transcript is spliced from 8 exons. Gene Ontology annotation, biological process: U4 snRNA 3'-end processing; rRNA catabolic process; nuclear polyadenylation-dependent rRNA catabolic process. Gene Ontology annotation, cellular component: cytoplasmic exosome (RNase complex); nuclear exosome (RNase complex). NCBI's taxonomy places the organism in Eukaryota, Metazoa, Chordata, Actinopteri, Perciformes, Anarhichadidae. Gene Ontology annotation, molecular function: mRNA 3'-UTR AU-rich region binding. The record is from RefSeq and is a predicted model, not a curated record. Bases 74 to 949 code for a protein of 291 amino acids.
UGGGCUUCUACGCCGUCUUUUGAUGACGUAAGAAGAAGCGCGACACACACAUGCUAUCAGUGCUUUUUACACUAUGGCAACAGUAAAAGUUAGCGAGGCUGAAAAGGUGUACAUCUUACACGGUAUACGGGAUGACUUACGAGUGGACGGAAGAGGCUGUGAGGACUACAGACACGUGGAAAUAGAGACCGAUGUGGUGUCCAACACGGACGGCUCCGCCAAAGUCACACUGGGCCACACAGCGGUUCUAGUUGGGAUUAAGGCUGACAUCGGUAAACCGAGGCCCAUGGUGCCAAACGAAGGCUACUUGGAAUUCUUUGUAGACUGUUCGGCCAAUGCAACCCCCGAGUUUGAGGGCAGAGGAGGCGAGGAGCUGGGGACGGAGCUGAGUAACACGCUCUACAAAGUCUUCAACAACAAACACAGCGUGGACCUGAAGAGCCUCUGCAUCAGUGCAGGAGAACACUGCUGGGUCCUCUACGUGGAUGUGCUGCUCCUGCAGUGUGAUGGAAACCUGUACGAUGCCAUCUCGGUAGCUAUCAAGGCAGCUCUCUUCAACACAAAAAUUCCCAAAGUGCACAUAUCAGCUGACGAGGAAGGAGCGAAGGAAAUUGAGCUGUCGGAUGACCCGUACGAUUGCAUUAGAAUCGAUGUCGAAAACGUUCCUUGUAUAGUGACGUUGUGCAAGGUGGGCCACAGGCACGUAGUGGAUGUGACUCUGCAGGAGAAGGCCUGCUCCGUGGCGAGCCUGAUCAUCUCUGUCACACACAAGGGCAAGGUCACCUGCACGAGGAAGGUGGGCGGAGGCAGCCUGGAUCCAGAGAGUAUCUUUGAAAUGACAGAGGCAGGUAAACGGGUCGGGAAGGCCCUUCACGCUCCGCUCAUGAAGCUGCUGCGCCAGGAGGAGAGUUUAGGAAAGACGCGACAGAAAGUUGGCUUCCUUGGUUAACAUCAACUGCUGUAGCUACAGUUUGUUUGUACAUGAAUACAGAAUUUUCUUAUAAAACUUUAAAUUUGUACGGCCUUCUUGUCUUUGUAUUUAAAUGUAGAAACACUGUUAUAUGGUGUUGCUGUUUUAACACAUUUCUCCCCAAAAUGUAAGAUCUGGUGUAAAGAUCCUGUACAGAUCCAUUUCAUGAUGAAGACAAUAAAAAAAUAAAAAAUAAAAAAAAAAGUAUGCUACGGACAUUAUAGAGGGGCUAUAUUUCACACAACAUCAAGUAGGUCCAUCAGAUAAUGUUUCUGAACAGUGUCUUUUACCAAAUUUCCCCCUGGGGAUGAAUAAAGUAUCUAUCUAUCUA